Molecule: messenger RNA, 3303 nt
Organism: Alosa sapidissima (American shad)
Lineage: Eukaryota; Metazoa; Chordata; Actinopteri; Clupeiformes; Clupeidae
Gene: bdnf
Product: brain-derived neurotrophic factor
Exons: 2
Coding region: 1840-2667 (275 amino acids)
Biological process (GO): nerve growth factor signaling pathway; positive regulation of collateral sprouting; cell surface receptor protein tyrosine kinase signaling pathway
Molecular function (GO): nerve growth factor receptor binding; growth factor activity
Source: RefSeq, a predicted model, not a curated record
CUCUCUCUCUCUAUACAUCUCUCUCUCUCUCUUGUUGCUGACCAGAGUUGGUGACCAGAGAUUCCGUUAACAUUGUUCAAGUGGACACCUCGGCUACAUUGAUCUACAUCGUCCACCUGUUGACUCAUGUGGGAAACACAUUCUCCACCAGGCUCUCCCUCUCUCUGUCUUACACACACACACACACACACACAAACACACCCUUUCCUAUAGAUAGAGAGGGUGGUGCAGAACAACCAACAUCUGGUGCAUUAUAUCAGAGUUGCUGUGUGUGUGUGUGUGUGUGUCUGAGGGAGGGGGGAUCUGUCAAGAGUGCUGACAAAGGGCUAAGAUAUGGCAGCUUGUGGAGAUCUGUUACUGCCUAGACUGUUGAUGUGGCGAGGAGGACGCCAGGUGGGAGAGGAGGGAGACGCUUACCUUUGAAGCGCACCUUUUCUACGCUCACAAUGAUGAAAUAUCCAAUUCAUAUGGUGAUCUACUAUCUGUCAGCUAAAGGGGACUAGGGAACUCUAGACAGCUCCAUUCAGCAAUGACAAAAAGACUGAUACUGGCCCUACUCAUAGCCACAAGAAAACGCUCAUAUGCCUUGAUCCAUACAUACAGGUGAGAAUAUGUUUACUUAACACCACUGUCAGGUAUAUGUUAUUUUCCUUUUAUGUAUUUGUAACCAAUAGUCUGUCACAGAUGGAUUUAGAAUAACCUGCUUGAAACGAGUAUUAUCUAUCAUAAGCAUACACGAUUGUUGCUUUUGACAGGUACAUUCCAAUGGUUCAAAAAGCAGCUGUGUAGAUUACAGAAUUGGACAAAAGCUGCCCUACGUUAAAACAAAGUGUAAAAACUACACGUCGAAAGGAAUGUAAAUGUAUGGCUCCGAUUCGAUGAAAAUGAUAACUGACUUAAGAAUUGAGUUCAGUUUGUUUAUGGAACCUUAUUGUCCGUCCUGUGGCCAACCGACUCAACUGUCCAAAGUAAUACUCGAACAAAGAUUUCUAUAAAGCCUCUAUACUGAAUGCGCAGUAGCCUACAACCGCAAAUGGGAUGAGUGUGUUGUUGUUUGUAGUUUCUGUGUCUUUAUAGUAUUUGCUACCAUGAAGAAUUCACCAGACAUGCAGUUGAGAACAUAGGUGACCAAAGCUGCAAAGUGAUACGGUACUGGUAAACUUGAUAGCAUGGAUUAUUCUGCACCGACAGAUCUUUCAAGCCCGGUCCGCCAAACCGGAAUACCCAAGAAGAGAAUUUUUGCAGCAAAUGCAAAAAUAGCCUUCAGUUUGGACAUCAUCACCUGGUACGACUGCAUCCAGGAUGAGUAAAACGCUGUAUUUCUUUAGCAUUCUAUAAGCAUUACGCGCGGUGAUGUUGAAUGGUUGACGAAGGGAGGGGGUGGGUACGCGGAGACUUUCCGAUGUUACUUCAGACUCAUGCACUCGGUUGGUGAGCAUCAGCCGGUAGUGGAGUCACAUGUUGCAACGUCACGCCGGAGUUAGUUAGCCUACUGUAGUUGCGCGCUAUGAAGUCGUCAUUUCAAGCUCAAGAGGUCUCCGGUCGCGCAACGUCUUGUGUGCUAGCAUGCACCCCUUCCGCCUAAACCCAUCUGCAAAGGAUACGCUCAGUCAUGGGAGUCCGUUACCUCAACCAUGCAAUUUCCACCAUCAAUAAUUUAAUCUAUUUGCUCCAAAGCUGAAGACAACGUGAAGCAGCCGGAGAAAACGGAAGGGAAAUACAACGAAAUAACCAUAACAAUUACGCAGCGCGUUCUCCAAAACAUCCCAGAUGACUCGAUCCUGUUGAUUGGUCUCUUUUACGACUGGACAGUAAGAGUUCCAACAGGUUAGAAGAGUGAUGACCAUCCUGUUCCUUACUAUGGUUAUUUCAUACUUCAGUUGCUUAAGAGCCGCGCCCCUGAGAGAAGGCCCAGGUGUGCGGGGGCACCGAGUGGAGGGCUACCUGGGCGUCGCGGCGACCGCCGGCCGAGGAGGCCACGGGACUCCACAGAGUGGGGGCGGACUGCCCUCACUCUCAGACACUUUCGAGCAGGUGAUCGAGGAGCUGCUGGAGGGGGGGGAAGGCGGCAGCGACCCGCAGGGGGGCAGCGAGGGGUCCCAGGGAGGGGGGGGUCCCGGCUCCGCGGGCUCGGCGGCGGCGGCAGUGGCAGCAGCAGCGGUGGCGGCGGAGGCCAAAGACGUCGACCUGUACGCCUCGCGCGUCAUGCUAAGCAACCAAGUGCCUUUGGAGCCGCCGCUGCUCUUCCUGCUGGAGGAAUACAAAAACUACCUGGACGCCGCGAACAUGUCUAUGCGCGUCCGGAGGCACUCGGACCCCGCCCGGCGCGGAGAGCUGAGCGUCUGUGACAGUAUUAGCCAGUGGGUGACCGCCGUGGACAAAAAGACGGCCAUAGACAUGUCUGGACAGACCGUCACCGUCAUGGAGAAGGUCCCCGUGCCCAAUGGUCAACUGAAGCAAUAUUUUUACGAGACCAAAUGCAAUCCGCAAGGAUACACAAAGGACGGCUGUCGGGGAAUAGACAAGCGGCACUAUAACUCACAAUGCCGGACAACCCAGUCAUACGUGCGUGCACUCACCAUGGAUAGCAAAAGGAAGAUCGGUUGGCGGUUUAUACGGAUAGACACGUCCUGUGUUUGCACACUGACCAUUAAGAGAGGAAGAUAGUGUAUACAAUGUAUAGAUUUUAUUGAGAGUUCUAAAAAAGAGAGAAAAAUAUCUAUUUGUAUAUAUACAUAACAGGGUAAAUUAUUCCGUCAGAUGAAAAUUUUAUGGACUGCAUGUAAAAAAGAUGAAGUUUAUACAGUAAAGUGAUACUACAGUCUAUUUAUUGAACAUAUUCAUGACCUUGUAAACAAUUAAAAAAAGAUCUGAUCAGUCAUUCGCGCCCAGUUUAAAUUACUAUAUCACAUUCCUCGAGACAUUGUGUUCUUUUUUAUGUUGCCAAGAAUUCGGUCCAGUCAGAAGAUACAGGAGGGGGAAGACUCCCAUAUUUAAAAAAAAAAAAACGAGAAAAAACUUGCAUGCUGCUUCUAUUGUGAAUUGAGAAACUGUCCACUUUGGGAAACAAGGAAAUGAUUACUGACCAAAACAUUCCGUUUACAUUUUCAGCAGUUCAAGGGUUGUCCUCCUCUAAGUACACUACUUUAUCUGUUUACUAUUCAAAUCUUCUCAAGGUAAUGUUGAAAUUACAUACUAUGUCAAGGUGCUGUUGUCAAAGCUUUGCUGUUUUAUUUUUUUAUCCCCACAAGAUGAAAGGAAAAAAAAGAUAUAAAAAAAGAUAUAAAAUUUAUUCAUUGACAU